AUGGUGGCAAUCGACGUCCUUAAGUUCGAGACAAACUCCCCAGCGGACACCUCGCCCCUCGAAGGUCUCAAUGCCGCAGGAUACGAAGCCUCACGAAUACUCGCAGUCAUAGGCAAGACCGAAGGCAACGGCUGCGUAAACGACUUCAGCCGCACUCUAGCCCAAACCGUCUGGCAACCACUAAUCCCCAAGGACGCCAUCACCAUCUUCUCCGGUGGCACAGAAGGCGUGCUGAGUCCUCAUGUCACCUUCAUCGUCCGCUGCAAGGACGACGACGACGAUGCAUCUGGCCUGGUAGGCGCAGUCGGCCACACCCGUGAUCUGGAUCCUCACGAGGUCGGGGGGCAUAUACAUGCUCGUACCGUAGCCGACACCGUCGCAAACAUGAUCACAGGCAUGAACGUGUCCCCAAAAGACGUCAAGCUAGUCCUAGUAAAAUGCCCACUACUCACCUCAACCAAAAUAGAAACCGCCCGUGCAGCUGGGCAGUCGACCAUCUGCACCGACACGUACGAAUCCAUGGCAAAGUCACGAUACGCGAGCGCUAUCGGCAUCGCCGUCGCCCUCGGCGAGAUAUCAACCAACGACAUCAGCGCAAAGCUGCAGACAGAGGACUCGUGGAGUGCGCUAGCGAGCUGCAGCAGUGGUGCAGAGCUGGAUGAUAACCACAUUUUCGUUCUGGCGAACGAUCCUAUUGCUGUGAAAGUGAAGCCAAGAUUGAAAGCCAUCUCGCGGCCGAUGAAGGACGCGAUUGACGCUGACGCCGCGCUUGAUCUGUUGGGCCAAGUGAAAGAGCAGGGAGGGAAGGUCGUGCAGAUAUUUGCAAAGGCUGAGGCUAAUCCAAAGGGGUUGAUCAGGGGCAGGAGGAUUACCAUGCUCACUGACAGUGACAUUCACAGCACGCGGCAUGCACGAGCCGCUGUGGGUGGACUGCUUUGUGGAUUGGCAGGGGACACACAGCUGUAUGUUUCGGGAGGUGCAGAGGGGCAGGGGCCGCCCGGCGGUGGAAGUCUGACGGUGGUGUAUAGCAUGCCGUGA
Molecule: messenger RNA, 1038 nt
Organism: Cyphellophora attinorum
Lineage: Eukaryota; Fungi; Ascomycota; Eurotiomycetes; Chaetothyriales; Cyphellophoraceae
Product: Cyanuric acid amidohydrolase
Exons: 2
Coding region: 1-1038 (345 amino acids)
Molecular function (GO): hydrolase activity, acting on carbon-nitrogen (but not peptide) bonds, in cyclic amides
Source: RefSeq, a predicted model, not a curated record